GAUUGAAAUUGAAGACUGAAGUCUGAACCCCCAAACACAACACAACACAACUCAACUCAACUCAACUUAAACUCACACUUCAUUCCUUCCUUUACUCUCUUUGGCACCUUCUCCAUCACCAUCAUCACCAUCUUCCUUUUCUUUUGUUCUCUCUCUCUCUUACUUGCAAACAACACAGUUAACUUAACUGUUGAACAAAAAACAAUGGAGAACAUAAUUUCCAUAUGUGAUCACAUGCCUGUAGGAUUCAGAUUCCGUCCCACAGAUGAAGAGCUUGUCGACUAUUACCUCAAACACAAGCUUCUGGCUGAUGAUUUCCCUGUCCACAUCAUCCCUGAAAUCGACCUUUGCAAGGUGGAACCUUGGGACGUACCAGGAAGAUCAGUGAUCAAAUCCGAUGACCCAGAAUGGUUUUUCUUCAGUCCUGUGGAUUACAAGUACUUGAAGAGUAAAAGGUUUAACAGGACAACCAAGCGUGGCUUCUGGAAAGCCACUGGGAAUGACCGGAAAAUAAGGAUACCGGGCACCAGCAAUGUCAUUGGGACUAAGAAGACUCUUGUUUUCCACCAAGGCCGUGUUCCCCGUGGUGCCAAGACCAACUGGGUUAUUCAUGAAUACCAUGCUGUUACCUCCCAUGAAAGCCAGAGGGCUUUUGUUUUGUGCCGCUUGAUGAAGAAAGCUGAGAAAAAAAAUGAAGGGGGAAUUGAGGCACCGUCUUUUGAUGAAGGGGAGCCCAGUAUACACAUGGUUUCUGACUAUGGAAAUCCGGCAAGAGCAGAAGGCAUUGCAUCUGUAGAUAUUAUUCCUGGAGUAGAUAUGGAUGAAAUCUUUCGGGCAGUGGAUCAAGCUGAGAAAUUCUCCCCCCCAGUACAACAGUCUCCAACUGGCAUUGGGCUGGAAGAUUUUUUCCCAAACUCUCCAUUGUUCAAUGCCCGUUUUGGAAGUGAAAACAUCAAUAUGCAAACUUCACUUGAAGUUACAGAUGACGAAGAUGAGUUGGUAAAUUCAUUUUUGGUUUAUGAUGAAGAAUUUGUUAUCAAUGAAGAAAGAAGACACUGUUUUGUCAAUAGUUCCACCCAACCAAAGUCAUUGAGAAGGGUAUACAAUGAAAGCAGUGAAAUGGAUGCUGAAGUUGUCUCUAAUCUGAAUGAACACAUUAGUUCUGGUGAAUACCCUGCAUUGAAAAUGUUUAAAUCGUCACAUGAUGUUGUCCGUGGUGGCCCAAGUCGUCUAGCUUUGAACCAAAAAGCAAACAAAGAGAAAAAGGAGAGUAUCAUUCAAGAUGAUCUUUGGGCAGUGGAGACAUCCUCUUGUGACUCAACUGCAGAUGAACCAAUUGAAAUUUCUAGCUCUCCUUCCACUCCAACAAGAUUGAAAAAUCAGUAUCAUCUAAGACCAGAAAACCUCAUAUUACAAAGAACUGUAGCAGGAAGACCUCAAACACAGAAGGUUUCAAACAAUGCAGUAUCCCAUCUAGAGGUUCAGAAGGAAUUGCUCACUGUGAAAUCAGAAAAAGAUCAGAAAAAUGCUCAAAAUACUAGUUCAAGAGGGAACUUAAAAAACAAAAGCCAACAAUCCUCUGAUGUCAACAACAAUGGUUCUUUCUUUUACAUGGAGAUGACUUCAAAUCAAAGCCUAUUUCCACGUUCGGUGUAUCUUGUAAAUGUUGUCAUAGGGAUUUUGUUGUUAAUAGUCAUUAGUUGGGACGUAUUAUCAUGUUAGAACUUAGAAGCAAGGUAGUGUGUAGGAAGGGCUGGUAAGGGUUACCAUGGUUCCUUUUCAUGUAGUUCUGCUUCUGCUUCAUGGCAAGCUCAUUAUUAUAAGAUAAGUAAGGUGUAUAGUUCACAUGUAUUUUGCACUAAUGCUUGUUCACUGCAUCAUUCUUAAUGAAAUAUCGCUGCUUACUAUUUGUUGCA
Messenger RNA from Glycine soja, 1916 nucleotides. RefSeq names its product NAC domain-containing protein 62-like. The coding region runs from base 205 to 1722 and encodes 505 amino acids. The transcript has 6 exons. Gene Ontology annotation, molecular function: DNA binding. NCBI's taxonomy places the organism in Eukaryota, Viridiplantae, Streptophyta, Magnoliopsida, Fabales, Fabaceae. Gene Ontology annotation, biological process: regulation of DNA-templated transcription. The record is from RefSeq and is a predicted model, not a curated record.